This is a messenger RNA of Selaginella moellendorffii, 1644 nucleotides long. Its product is annotated as alcohol dehydrogenase class-3. Gene Ontology annotation, biological process: formaldehyde catabolic process. Bases 409 to 1554 code for a protein of 381 amino acids. The record is from RefSeq and is a predicted model, not a curated record. Gene Ontology annotation, molecular function: S-(hydroxymethyl)glutathione dehydrogenase [NAD(P)+] activity; zinc ion binding. Lineage: Eukaryota; Viridiplantae; Streptophyta; Lycopodiopsida; Selaginellales; Selaginellaceae. Gene Ontology annotation, cellular component: cytosol. The transcript has 10 exons.
ACGAGAGGUAUAACGGUACAUAGGUAGAUAGAUAGGAGAAAAGGAGGAGAGAAAGAGAGAGGAUUUAAAGAGCUUUGUUUGUUCGCGCGGUGGAGAGGAGAUAAAGAGAGAGGGAGAGAGUGAUUGUUAUCUUCUAAACUAGGUUUGGCUUCUUGUGUGUGUGUGGUUCUUCUUCUUUGAUUGUACCGACCGCGAGCAAAGAGAGAAGGCGCGCAUUCAAUCCCUAGUGGUUGCGCAGGGAAUUCGUUCCAGGGAUCGCUCACCCACCGCUGCCGCGCUGCUCUGAUCGAGUCAUCGCGAUCGCGUCGUCUUCUAGCUGCCGCUUCGAUCGAUCGUUCUUUCGUCGAGAGAUUUUGGUCCAUUUGCAAGCCUCCGCUGCCGCUGCCGCUGCCUGCCGCGUCGAUCAAGAUGUGUCUCGUGACGCCUACAACCGGCCAGACGAUCACUUGCAAAGCCGCCGUCGCGUGGGGACCGAAGGCGCCGCUGGUGAUCGAGGAGAUCCAAGUGGAGCCGCCGCAGGCGCAGGAGGUCCGGAUCAAGAUCACGCACACCUCGCUCUGCCACUCGGAUGUCACAUUCUGGGAAGCGCCGGUGGAGGUUUUCCCACGAAUCUUUGGCCACGAAGCAGCAGGGAUCGUGGAGAGCGUUGGCGAGGGCGUGCUGGAUCUCAAGCCCGGCGAUCACGUCAUUCCGGUGUUCACUGGCGAAUGCGGGAACUGCAAGUACUGCAAGUCGCCCCGGACCAACAUCUGCGCGAACUAUGCCGUGGAUGCUCUUCGCGGCACCAUGAAGAGCGAUGGUAGGACUCGGUUUUCCAUCCAGGGAAAGCCCAUCUUCCACUUCAUGGGGACCUCUACGUUUAGCGAGUACACGGUCGUGGAUCAAGCGCAGGUUGUCAAGGUGGAUCCAACCGCGCCCCUGGACAAGAUUUGCCUUCUCGGCUGUGGAAUCGCUACCGGAAUCGGCGCUGUUUGGAAAACCGCCAAAGUUGAGGCGGGUGCUAGCGUGGCCGUGUUUGGGCUGGGCGCUGUUGGGCUCGCUGUAGUAGCAGGCGCAAAGAUUGCUGGAGCAUCCAGAAUCAUAGCCGUGGAUCUCAAUCCUGCGAAAUUCGCCAAAGCAAAGGUGUUUGGAGCAACAGAUUUUCUGAAUCCAAAGGAGCACGACAAGGCUAUUCAGUGUGUGAUCCAAGAAAUGACGGGAGGAGGCGUGGAUUAUAGCUUUGAAUGUGUUGGGAACACUAGUGUCAUGAGAUCCGCCUAUGAAAGCUGCCAACCCGGAUGGGGAAAGUCUGUGAUUGUUGGAGUGGACGGCUCCAACAAGAUGCUCGAAAUCAAUCCGCUCGAAUUCUUCAGCGGGAGGAUAUGGACCGCAUCAGUGUUUGGCGGAUUUAAAUGCAAGUCCGAUCUGCCUGAUUUGGUAGACAAAUACAUGAGCAAGGAGCUAGAGUACGACGAGAUGAUCACUCACACGCGUCCGUUCUCCAGGAUCAAUGAAGCGUUCUCGCUUCUGCAGAAAGGAGAGUCUCUGAGAUGUGUGAUAGAAGUGGAAGCAUAAUCUCUUCACGGAUUGUGAUUCCCAUCUCCCUUUACGAGUGUAUAUUUUAUCCUGUGUUCACGUUAAUACCUAAGGAUAACAUUUAAAGAA